CCCUUUGUUCUUCUUAUCUCUCAUUCAGUUGUUCUUCCUUUUCUUAAAAUUCUUUGUGUUCUUGGUGUCAUUUUUCAAUAUCUUAUUCGUUACAGGUUGUCCAAGUCUAGUUCCUCAUCAGAUAUUCAACCCCAUAUACAUGAAGUGCCUUUUACACUCAACAGAGAACUUCUGGCUGCAAAAUCUGCCAAGGCAGCUGCUUUACUUGUAGGGAAUUCCCAAGAAGACCUCUCUUUACUCUUUCAAGACAUACCAGCUGACCCUGAAACUUUUGAGCUCGUUGCUAGGUUUUGCUAUGGAUUUGAAGUGCAGAUUUCGACUGAGAAUGUUGUAUCCCUCAUCUGCCUUGCUAACUACCUUGAGAUGACAGAAAGUCACAGCGCAAACAACUUAUUGAGAAAGUCUCUUACCUUUUUUGAACAAAGAGUCCUCUCAAGCUGGAACGAAACCGUCAAGGCUUUUCGUAUGAUGGAAAGCAUCCUUCACCAAGCCCUGGAUCUUGGUCUAGUUGAUGCAUGUUUAGAGUCUAUAAUUCAGAAGGUAUUAGCCGACCCUCACCUUCUUGGAGAACCUGCUCAAAACACAGAAAAUGAUUGUGAUAGUGAGGACAAUGAACGGUUUAGGCCAAAUGUGAGGAGAAGGCUAUUUGCUACUACUGAUUGGCAAUCAGAGGAUUUGACAAUGCUGUCUCUCCAGCUCUACAAACCCACUAUUCGUGCGAUAAAACAGCAUCGAGUCCCAUCAGAAUACAUUUCUGCAUCAAUUUUUCAAUAUGCAAGAAAAUGGGUGCUUUCUAGCAGCAUCGAUGAGGAGAAUAUGUCGAUUUACAAGAGGAACUCGAUGAGGGAAAUCAUUGAGGCAGUGGAACGGCUUUUGCCUAAUGAGAAAGGGCUCCUUCCAAGCACAUCAUUAUUUGAAAUGUUGAGGUUUGCUAUUGCCUUGGAAGCUAGCUCUGAUUGUAGGAAUGGCUUCGAGAUCAGAAUCGGAAAACAACUAGACCAGGCUAUGGUCAAAGACCUCUUGAUACCUUCUCAAGGCUAUGCUAAGGAAGUACGGUAUGAUAUCGAGUCUAUCAGAAGAAUCCUGAAGCAUUUCUACAGCAAUUACAAUGGCUCCAGUAUUUCAGGGUUAAUCACGGUGGCAGAACUCAUUGAAAAACUUUUAGCUGAGGUUGCCAGUGACAGAGAUUUGAAGGCAGAAACAUUUGUAUCACUAGCGGAGAUGUCAGUGGCAGCGUCGUUAGGUACACACCGAAAUUCUGAUGGAAUCUACAGAGAUAUUGACAUUUAUCUUGACAAGCAUAGAUACCUAACAGAGAUGGAGAGGGAAGAGGUGUGCCGGGUUUUGGAUUGUCAAAAAAUGUCUCAUGACGCUUGUGAACACGCAGCAAAAAAUGAAAGAUUACCAUUAAGGUUUGUGGUACAAGUGCUGUUUAUCGCACAGUUGCAGCUGCGCAACACAAUCACAAAGGAGAUGCAAUGUGUUGAUAACAAAUUGAGAAACGAAAACGUGGAAGAAGAAAUGGAGAAUGAAGUGAAGAAGGUGGGUUCGGGUGAGGAAGAAGUAAAGACAGAAAUGAAGUUGAUGAGUAGCAAAGUGAUGGAGUUAGAGAGGGAAUGUCAUAUGAUGAAGGAGGAGAUUAUAAGUGGGUGUAGUAGCCAGAGAGCCAAGAAAGGGAAGACCAGCAUUUGGAAGGAAAUGAAGAGGAAAAUUGGGUGCAUGAGUAGCAUUCAUCACUAUAACUGCCAAUCAAAGAAGAAGAAACUGUAUCCAAAACAUGGGGAUACUUCUUUACCUUGUGGAAGGAAGCUGGAAGCACCGGCUUUUACGCCCUAG
Molecule: messenger RNA, 1836 nt
Organism: Tripterygium wilfordii
Lineage: Eukaryota; Viridiplantae; Streptophyta; Magnoliopsida; Celastrales; Celastraceae
Product: BTB/POZ domain-containing protein At5g17580-like
Exons: 2
Molecular function (GO): protein binding
Source: RefSeq, a predicted model, not a curated record